This is a messenger RNA of Rotaria sp. Silwood2, 3138 nucleotides long. NCBI's taxonomy places the organism in Eukaryota, Metazoa, Rotifera, Eurotatoria, Philodinida, Philodinidae. The record is from the annotation of a GenBank genome assembly.
AUGGCUCCUCGAAGACAUGAAUAUUCCAUUGAUAUGCGGCAAAAAGUGAUCCAAACAUUUUUGAAAGGUGAUUCUCAACGUCAGAUUGCUACUGACAUGCUUCUUCCAAGAACUUCUGUCCAAAAAAUGAUCAAAAAGUACAAAGCAACAAAGUGUUUGAGCAAUUUGGCAGGUCGUGGAAGAAAACGAAAAACAACAAUUCGUGUGGAUCGACUUAUAGAACGCAAACUGAAAUGUGGUCGAAGGAAACCAGCACGUAUCGUGAAGACAGAACUCGAACAAGAGCUAGGUGUACACAUAUCUGAACGUACAAUCAAACGACGAGCUAAUGAAUAUGGACUAUUUGGUCGUGUUGCUCGAAAGCGACCAUAUGUUAAUAAACGUAAUCGAUUAAAGCGUCUUAAAUUUGCAAAAACGAUGUCUGCCAAGCCGCUGAAUUUUUGGGACACUAUUCUUUGGAGUGAUGAAUCUAAGUUCAACUUGUUUGGCAGUGAUGGUAAAGUAAUGGUUUGGAGAAGUAAGAAAGAAGAGUUUGAUCCAAAAUGCACGGUACCGACUGUGAAGUAUGGUGGUGGUUCGGUUACGGUUUGGGGAUGUUUCUGCCGAUCUGGUGUUGGUAAUUUGGUGUUUCUCGAUCGCAAUAUGGAUAUGCAUUACUACGUUGAUAUUCUCGACAAAAAUUUAAUUCAAUCUGCAAAACAUCUGCGUCUUGGGCGUCAGUUCAUCUUUCAGCAAGACAAUGAUCCCAAGCAUACUUCAGGCUUGGCGAAGGCAUGGCUGAAGAAAAACAAAAUCGAACUAUUGCCUUGGGCUUCCUUCAGUCCAGAUAUGAAUCCCAUAGAACAUCUAUGGGAUGAGCUUGAUCGUCGAGUAAAGAAACGACAACUAACGAGCAAAUCUGAGCUCCAAAGAGUCCUGUUGGAAGAAUGGAAUGGGAUUGGUCGUGACGUUACAGAAAAGUUGGUCGACUCAAUGCCAAAUCGGCUUUACGAAUGCAUCAAACAGAAAGGAUACCCUACUCGUUAUUGAUGAACUGAAAAUGCGUUAUUCUUUCUGAAAAAUGUAGCUCAUCUAUACGUGGACGCUCAAUUUUGUCUAAUAAGAAAACUCUUUCUUUUUCUUUCGUUUUAAAUAAAACUCGAACAACAUAUAAUUUCGAUCUGAAAAUUUCCCCACGAUUAGAACAAUCAAUGGUCUACAUACUGCAUAAAUGCAGAAAAUAGUACCUCGUUUAAUUUUAAAACUAUACGAAAAACGAGGUUAGUCUAUAGAAGUGGACGCUCAAUUUUGGCCGCCACUGUAAGUUGAAUAAAUGUUCACACUCACGCCGAAAUCCGAACGCAGACAGUCGUGUCAGUCUUUCCUCUACCACCAUUCUAUUUGCAUUAAAUUUUUUUUUUCAUAGUCAGAAGAUGAAGAAAUCAGAGUACAUUAAAUUAUUCCAAAAAUCAUCCUUUCCGAAUAGAGAACUAUCGUGAAUCUGUAAUGAUUCAAAAAAUAUAUUUAAAGAUUGAUUAAAAAAAACAAUUCUCUCUAAUCAAAUGGAUGAAUUUCCACACGAACAGGAGUGUGGGCGAACGAAGUUUUACACUCAUAGUUCCAAUUAAAUUCGAUCUUUAUUUUUCGAAAUGUCGCAGAAUAUCGGAACUCUAAGGCUAGCAUGAGCCGUUUCGUUUCCUCCAGGCUUCGAUACUUACUAAUGCAAAUAUUCGCGGUGCACACGCCACUUUGACAAUCAGAAUUAGAGAGGCAUCCUUCGUUGUCUGGGCAUAAUUUGCCUUCAGCAACACAUGUAUCACCGCAAUCGAUAUCCGUUUCAUUUCCAUUUUUCACACCAUCACUGCAUGUCGGACCUAGAACCCAGAAGUUACAUGCCAAAUUUUGGGAAGUGUGAAGAAAAACAGUUGGGUGAAAAGUCGCAGAGAAAUUCAUAAACGAUGCAGAUAUAUAGAAACGAGGUGAUUGAAGAUAGUAUUCCCGAUUACUCUUGGCUAGAAUUAAAUCUAAUGUCAACAUGUUAGUAGCGACAUUCACUUUCUGAUACAAUAGUUGGGAUAGGUCUGGUAAGAUAUUAACAAAAAUUUCGAUGAUUAUAUAUUUUGUGCCGAGAGAUACUUUAUAUUCUUCGCUUUUGUAAUGAUCAUUCUUAAAUUCGUUAAGGAUAUUUCACGUCAGAAAACCCGUUUUUCAAAAAACACUGAGACUGGUUUUCUAUGAGAAGUCGAUGCAGUUAAGUUGUGCCUUUCGGAAUAUGUAUGAUAUGGCGUCUUCUCAUUUGCGAACAUAAAAUCGAUACUUAAAAUCUCUUAAUUUCGAUCUCAGUUAUUUUUUAAAUUGCAUUUAUUCAAAUUGAAUAGAAUCUUAAGUCUCUAAUUUUUGUUUUCAAAUUAUCAACAAAAUUACUGAUAACAGUUGUAAUACUACUGUUAAUUUCAGUUAUAUUUUGAAAACUAGGUAUUAUUUAUAGAGCUCGGUAGAUAUUACGUUUCACUAUUUCAAUUUACUGAACUGACAUUUGUGGAGUGCGCUAAACUGUAGUAGUGCUUCUUUUCGUUUUAAUUAAUUGGAAUUUAUAGAGUUCCCAUACACUAUCGUCACUAUGGAUGUUGUGAGUUUUUUUCUGAAUUUAAGCACAUCCUAUGAUUCUUAUCGUAGAAUGCAAUCAAACAUCGAAUGUAGGUAUGCAACGGUGACGAUCAAUGAUCGCUUCACCGUCACCGUUUAACCGCUCCGAAACGGUGAACGAUCAGAUCGAUCAACCGGUGAAACGGUCCCCGGUUGCACCGAUCAACCGAUGAAACAAUCCCCGGGUACACCGAUCAACCGGUGAAACGAUCCCCGGCUACACCGAUGAACCGGUGAAACGAUCCCCGGUUACACCGAUGAACCGGUGAAACGAUCCCCGGUUACACCGAUGAAACGAUCCCCGGUUACACCGAUGAAACGAUCCCCGGUUACACCGAUGAAACGAUCCCCGGUUACACCGAUCAAUCGGUGAAACGAUCCCCGGUGAAACGAUCAACCGGUGAAACGAUCCCCGGCUACACCGACCAACCGGUGAAACGAUCCCCGGCUACACCGACCAACCGGUGAAACGAUCCCCGGUUACACCGAUCAACCGGUGAAACGACCCCCGGC